This is a messenger RNA of Bombyx mori (domestic silkworm), 11542 nucleotides long. It is a transcript of the gene Cpes, whose product is annotated as ceramide phosphoethanolamine synthase. The transcript has a single exon. The record is from RefSeq and is a predicted model, not a curated record. Gene Ontology annotation, molecular function: phosphotransferase activity, for other substituted phosphate groups. Gene Ontology annotation, biological process: phospholipid biosynthetic process. Bases 1151 to 2266 code for a protein of 371 amino acids. Lineage: Eukaryota; Metazoa; Arthropoda; Insecta; Lepidoptera; Bombycidae. Gene Ontology annotation, cellular component: membrane.
AAAAACGUGAGAUUAAAUGGUAAAAUUAGUUUAAUUAAUACAUAGUUAUUAACUUAUUAAGUAGUUUUCGGCGCGAUUUACUGCUUCCCGUUUUAGCAUUAAAACAGCUCUGUAGUUGAGAUUUCUAAUACACACCAAAACUUGUGGGAAUAAAGUUUUGUGAAUAUUUUUAACCAGCUCGACAUGACGAAGGUGAAUUUUCAAUCGUAUUUUAUAAUGACCCCCAUAUCCUUAAGGUGAAAUGUGUGACUGCUUCGUGGCAGAACUGGUCGGUUGGUGGUCUCAUCUGCAGGCUAACAAUCAAGACGCGUAGGUACGUAAGGUUUUGGGUAGUCACUGCUGGAUAAGCAUAGACCUUUAAAGUAACUUCAGUGUGGAUCAGGCGUGUGCGUGUUUUGUAGGUUAGGGCAUUUGUAGAAUACAAUAAUUUGUAUUUCGAACUCAUCUCUCAGGGUGGUAUUCACGUACCUAGUAUUUUCGUUUUCAAUAACCACUCAACGCUGGGUUAGUCGCGAUUUUUGAUUUUUCUUAAAACCACAAUAAAUAAAAUAAAAAUUCUCAUUUAUUUAACAUUGGUAUAAGUGCGAGGCAUCGCAUUCAGAUUAAACUUGAUUAAAGCAGUUAUUUAAAUGUAGUAUUUUGACAGUUGUAAUUUAGGCGGGAAUGAAUCGUUCGCGUUGCACACUUUUCUAAGUUUCAGUUUGGCGAGACCUAGCCGUGAGAGCGUACGUGUUUCGCGAUUUAAAAUAAAGCCACAAAGAGCUCGAUGCGAAAUUUAAUCCCAUCCGAUAAAUGUUACACGUGGGACGUUUUUAAUACUGUGUGAUAAUGAAACGCGUAUAAACCGUAUUAUAGUUUAGUGAUUACAAAAAAAAAGUGCAAUGGCCUUCAAAUAUAACUUUUUUUUCAAUGCGUUACGCUGUGAUGAUGUGUGAACGAAAAAAUUAAAUAAAAUUGGGACAUUAACUGGUACAUUUGAAAGUGCCCAAUGAAUCUAAAAUAGAGUUUAUUUACAUAGUUUAUUUAUAGAAAUUACGUGGGAUUAGAAGUAUAGACGUGUUUAGACGUGCGAUGGGCGGAAUCGGAGCGAUUGUGUUUUAAAACGAAGCCUUAGAAAAUACACGUAUUGGAUUAACAGUUAACAAACAUAAUGUGGCCACCAUCGCAAGCCAGCAAAUUCCUUAUUUUGCUUGUACUCAUCUUAGUCGUCAUUUACUGCGUCUUCAUGGACACGCUCUUGUAUAUGAGAGUGCAGUAUUACAGCAUAGAAACAUUUGAGACUUCAACGCAAACCACAUUCCAAGAAUCGCCCACAACGAGACUCCGGGCUCUGAGCUAUGAAGAUGUUGUCUGGAUACCUUGCAGUGUGAACCCUUUAUGCCAUCCAACAGUCAAGGCUUUGAUGGUCGAUCACAUCAACCAUUACAUCUACGGUCCCUUGUGCGCGAUCCUAGAUAAAGCAUUGAGGAUAUCCGAUAGAAUGCUCUUCCUGACACCGAACACAAUAUCGUGCGCUCACGUUUUUAUAGCAAUGAUUGGCGCGAACCUUUUGACGUGUCCGAAUCUAAGCGUCCGUCGUAUGGGCAUAGUGCUCUUCCAGAUCAGGAUGUUCCUGGACGAUUUGGAUGGUCACGUGGCGAGAGAGCGUAAGCAUAUCAGAGGUGAAAGGUCAGAAGUCGGCAGCCUUGGUUACUGGGUCGACGGAAUUUGCGAUUUAAUUGGCGUAGUCGCGAUGAUGCUCGGCAUAUUCGUGUACUUCAAGCAGUAUCCGCCCAGACGUGGGUACAGGGGUACUUCCGCAUCAGCGUUACCGUACUAUCAGCUAAAAGAGAUGAACGCUGCCGAGAAUAUGGAAAAGGAUCACGCGUCAGACGUGGGGAUCUCGUACAAAACCAAAGUGUCUCUGAAGGCGAUAAUUCAAGUUAUUAUACUGUUUUCUGGUCAAAUGGUACUGUCUUCUGUCGCCUGGAAUAGAUAUAUAAAUGUUUACCAGGAAAUGUUCGAGAACGGCAAUGGAUAUCUUGCCGGGAGGCUGGUCACUUUUAGAUCUGUGAGAUUCUUUUGUGCCACUUUGAUGUGGAGGAUAUUGAACCCGCAUAGUUACUUGCAUGUUCUAUCGCUAGCCGUGUUUAUUGAUAAGACGUGGUCUCUCCUGAAAUCGGUCCGAUAUAUCGGCUACGUGCUGUUGUUACUGGCCGUUUUUGUAACUGAAUAUUUGAUUAGUGGCUUCGAAGCCUCCGUUAAAACCUCCGUUGAUGGUAGAUAAGCACAUGUUAUCAGUCUUAAGAGUUUAGUUACUUUGGUUAUGCCACGAGAAGCGGUAAUUUUAGUUGACAAUGUAAACCCAGUUUUAACUUAUUAUUUAAUGUAGGUUGCCUAGUCGAAGACGCUAUAAGCGUUGAAGCCGGCAUUUUUUAUUUCCAAAUUAUUAAAAAAAACUCAUCAAAACUGUCUCUGUCUAAAGGGUGGUAUGCGAUUUUCAACUUUAACUUCAAGACAGUGUGUAGCAUAAUUCAUUACAAAUCGAAGAAUUGUAUAAGUUUAUUGCCUUGUGAACCCUUAUGAUCUUGCUUCGCUAACCUUUUUUUUAUUUAUUUUUAUUGCUUAGAUGUGUGGACGAGCUCACAGCUCACCUGGUGUUAAGUGGUUACUGGAGCCCAUAGACAUCUACAACGUAAAUGCGCCACACACCUUGAGAUAUAGUUCUAAGGUCUCAGUAUAGUCACAACGGCUGCCCCACCCUUCAAACCGAAACGCAUUACUGCUUCACGGCAGAAAUAGGCGGGGCGGUGGUACCUACCCGUGCGGACUCACAAGAGGUCCUACCACCAGUAACCUGUUCCAAAUCUGCCACUGAGCGAUCCCGUGGUAUCUCUUUAAAGUAUCCGGUAACCACUUAACACCGGUUGGGCCGUGAGCUCGUUUUGUUAUCCGGCUAAUAAGAGAAACAAACACAGCGAAACGACCGUCUCUGGCCAAGUGAGUUCAACGCGGUUUUUUUUUGUCACAAAAUAAAAAUUUAUGUGCUAAGGUCACAGACGUGUCACGCACGAUCACUUAAUACCUACCUAGCUAGAGAUAACAAAAAAAACUCUUUGUACAAGCGCUCGUGUGAUAUCUAUUCAAACGAAUUAGCGUUAUCAGAAUUUGAAAACAGCCUCUUAAACGACUUAAAAAAAAAAGAGGAUGCUCUCAAUCAGACUAAAUUUUUUUUAUCUACUUCAAAGCUUUUAUCUUUGUUAACCGACUUUGAUGUUUUAUGUUUUUUUUUUUAUAUAGAAAGCUAGUGUUUCUCAUGUGGCUUUUAUCUUUGUUAACCGACUUUGAUGUUUUAUGUUUUUUUUUUUAUAUAGAAAGCUAGUGUUUCUCAUGUGGUUUCAUUUGAAUUUUAACAAGAUCCGACCCGUCGUUUCUAAGUUAUCCUUAAAUAAAUGCAUAUCUGAUUGAUUCCGACUACGUUUUGUUAUUCAAUAGCUACAAUGUACUUACUACUACAAACUUAAUAUGAGCUCACGAAUGACUUCCACGAUGAAUGAAUAGAUAUAAUUAAGUAUUCAAACAACAACAAAAAAUAAUUUAAUAUUUAUAGUCAUUUUAAGUAUAAUAAUAUUAUUAAAAUAGGUUUUUUCUUCAAAUUUCCUGUUUGUAUGCUUGUUAAAAUGAAGGAUAUCGUGAGGAAAAAAAGAAAUCUAAAUUAUACCCGAAAAUUUUGUAAACACACAAUUACGUACAUAAUAAGCGUAUAAUAUAUAUUAAAUAUUAAAAAAAUUAAAAAACGCGGCUAGUAACCAUAAAACCAUAAUUAUACCUAUUCCUAUCGCCAAGGGUACGGCGUUACUAUUCAUAAGAGCGGUUUCCCAUUGAUGUCCAUAACCGCCGGUCAUCACUUACCGACCAGGUGGUAAUUUUUGAGUCGCACAUUGAGUUUGUACAGCCCUAAUGCCAACCGCCGCGCCGGUGGCACUUAAAAAACCAGGUCAUCUAAGCGAUUAACUAUCGUAUGAUGCGAAAAAAAUAAGUAGUAUUUUUAGCCAGAAAUGGCGAACAAGAACUGGGACUAUGAAUUCGGAAUGAUUAUUUCAGUUUUUGUGUCGAAACCAGUAAAUUUUUGUUUUCAUUUUAAUGCGGGAAGAAUUCUUUUUUUUUUAUUGCUUAGAUGGGUGGACGAGCUCACAGCCCACCCGGUGUUAAGUGGUUACUGGAGCCCAUAGACAUCUACAACGUAAAUGCGCCACCCACCUUGAGAUAUCAGUUAUAAGGUCUCAAGUAUAGUUACAACGGCUGCCCUACCCUUCACACCGAAACGCAUUACUGAUUCCCGGCAGAAAUAGGCAGGGUGGUGGUAUACACCCAAGCGGACUCACAAGAGGGCCUACCACCAGUAAAUUAGCUCGAAUGACCCCCGGCUUCUCCCGCGUUAUCUAGGAAAUGGGUCAGUGUAGUUUCCCAUUGGCAUGAGAUGUUUUUUUUUUCGGGAUAAAAUAUAGCCCACGUCACUCACCUCGUCUGACCUGACCGGAAAUUUCGCUCGAUACGAAAGAAAGACAAGCAAACAAACGCUUUCACAUUUUUAAUAUUAGUAUGGAAUGUAUUUUUAAUUCAAUAUUCAAAGGUAUAAAAGUGUUUGGCCUAUUAUAUUAAUCGAUGCCUCCAAUGAACACUAAUCUAACUCAAAAUUUUUAAAUUUUCGUUUUUCACGCGAAUCGCUUCACUAUUUUAAAAGUAUUACAAAUUCAUUUUUAAUGGGGUUCGAAGCAAGAGUAAAUCAGCUAGUCACACAAGAAAAAAACCAUAAAAUCUUUAUUAUUGCAGAUAUAUUUAUCAACUUUUUUCGUUUUAACUCUCCUCCUGUAAACCUACGAAUUUGGAGUUGGAGUAGUGUUCAUUGGAGGCAUCGAUUCGGCUAAUACAAACAAAAUAAAAAUUAGAAACGGUUUUUAAGAAUUAUUUUCUCUCUGUCUCGUUUAUUGUUUCGCGAACCUAAUUGUGUUGACUUAAAAACCGCCUUACCAUCAGUAAAUAUGCAUGUUUAUAAAUGUCUUCUUACAUAUUAUUUUUUUAAUGAGCUCACAGCCCAUCUGGUGUUAAGUGGUUACCGGAGCCCAUAGACAUCUACAACGUAAAUAUUUAUUUUUUAUUGCUUAGGUGGGUGGACGAGCUCACAGUCCACCUGGUGUUAAGUGGUUACUGGAGUCCAUAGACAUCUACAACGUAAAUGCGCCACCCACCUCGAGACAUAAGUUCUAAGGUCUCAAGUAUAGUUACAGCGGCUACCCCACCUUUCAAACCGAAACGCAUUACUGCUUCACGGCAGAAAUAAGCGGGGUGGUGGUACCUAACCGCGCGGACUCUCAAGAGGUCUUACCACCAGUUAAAAACGUAAAUGCCGCCACCCACCUUGUUUUUUGGUUUCUUCAAUCUAUGAUUCAUUCGACUGUUUUCAGCUUCACGGUAAUUAUAAUAGGAAUCUAAAUAGUAAUUAUUAUAGGAAUCACUGUAGACACAGGUUGUUCACGUUUUAUUUCUACAGUCUAUAACCGAUUUUCGGUUGAUAAUUUAGGAGGAACCAGAACGCCUUAGAUGGCGGGCGCUUAUUCGUCCCGCCAAAAGUCAUCAGAAAUUGCUGACUUUUUACCGUUCGUAGCGACAAUAGAGAAGGUCGUAUCUUAAACAAUUAUUCAGAGGCCUUACCGUGGAACAUAAGGUACAACACAUAGAGCUCUAGUCUCUUCGUAUGCCCAGAAGCUUCAAGAGUUUCGUCGUCUUGGCCUCGCCUUAAUGGCACGCGCUACGUGUAAAGUUAGAGCCUAAACAUCUUAAAUUCACAUUUAAAUUCGAAUUGCUUCUAUAUUAUUUAAACUACGCGACCUUUUUUAGAAUAACACUAUUAUUUUGCCAUAUAUAAGAUUUCUAGGGAAUUUCUAGUGUAGAAAAAAAAACUAACUUAUUGUAGUGUGUAAGGAUGUAGUAGAUGAGUGAAAGAGGCAUGUAGCGCUGUGAACCACAUAAUGUCUCAUUAUAACAAAAAAAAAAGUCCAAAAAAUAAAAAAUAAAUCUUAGGGGUAGACAACCCUUAUCACUUAAGGGUAUGAAAAAUAGAUAGUAGCCGAUUCUCAGGCUUACUGAAUAUGCAUAAAAAUUUUCAUGAGAAUCGGUCAAGCGGUUUCGGAGGAGUAUGGGAACGAACAUUGUGACACGAGAAUUUUAUAUAUUAGAUUUCCUUGGGAAACGAAUUAAAACAAACUAGAGGUCCCGCAGUAGUCGAAAUUCGACUAUAAUUAAUUGGAAUUGUAUAAUAAGUCGGUACACUAUUAUGAUUGUAUUUUAUACUUCUAUAAUCACAAAUUUCGCCAAGGCUACACUAUAAAAAAAUAUUAAUAAAGACAAACAAUAUUUAUUCUAUUCUCAAUUUGACCACAGACGUCAAGAACGAAAGUUUGACAAUAAAUAGUAUGCAUGUGUGCGUGCGUCAAAUACAUGGUAUGUAGUGUGUGUAAUGUUUUCUUUAUUGAUUUAAUGUAUCUUUUAUGCAUUAUUUAAAAAAAAAAUUAGCAUUGUGCACUUCUUCUCUAUAUUCUCUAUAAGUGUGGAAAAUUUCAUACUCCUCCAUCCGCGCAAUUUUCGUAAAAAGGGAUACAAAGUUUUUGCUUCACGUAUUAAUAUAUAGAUAACGCUAGAAAAACAAAUAUCUCUGAAUCCGUACAAAUGUAGUAUUUGCAAUAGUCUAGUUUAUUUGCUUGUUGUUUGCAAGGGAGCCGUUUUAUUGUAAUGUAUAUUUGUGAUAACUUAGUUAAACUGUAAAUUCAGUAUUGAACUGAGCCUGUAGGGAUAAGUGCGCUGGUCCUCUGUGCCACGGUAUCCGGUUUGAUUCUCGGUUUAAGUCAGUAUAUUAUAGAUGUUCAUGAAAUUUACCGCGCCAUUUCGGAUCCCCCCGAUCCACUAAUGGUGCUUUUAGGUACCUCAAGCACCGAACAUCGUUCUCGUCAUACCCGCGCUUGCGACGAAGGGCUCGGCGAGUAAAUUACCUAUAGAAACAGCCCAAUGAGUCGGAUCUUCUCAGUGGAUCGCGUUUCCGAUCCAGUGGUAGAUUCUGCGAAGCACGGCUCUUGCUUGGGUUCGUGUUAGCAACGUCGUCAGGUUUGAGCCCCGUGAGCUUACCUACACGCAAGGGUAACGCUGAUAUAGCCUCUCAAGGUUAUAAGGUUAGGUAGGGAAAAAAAAAAAAAAAAAAAAAAAAAAAAAUGUCAUAUGAGCUUUUAAUGUUCUAGUCUUGUGUCACGUAUCCGGAAAAUGGAUCUUGUUUUAAAGCCGUUUAACGUGGUACGUGUAAUCUAUAAUCUUCAAUUCGAAGGUCGUGACUAUAAUUUGGGAGCGAGAGCUUGAAAUUAUUUAUAAACGGCUCAGAAUGAGUGAAGAUCGAAGCUUGUGGCGAAUGUUUGGUGUGCAUAUGCGUCACGAAGCUUUGACGGCAAAGUUCGAAUAGGGAACCGGUUCUAGCAAAAAAAAAAUCUGUUGUCUGAAAAGUCGGCUUACUGACGAAAGUUGAACGUGACAACGUCAGAAAAAAAAACGCCUCACAGCGAGGUAACGCCGCAUGAGUCAUGUUUUUUCGUGCGUGCAGCCGGCUCCAUCGAAUUAUAAGACGUCACGUCAAAAGAAGUUCAUAAAUAAACAAAUCUCAUUACUACAUAGUAUAAAACAAAGUCGCUUUCUCUGUCCCUAUAUCUGUCUGUCCCUAUGUAUGCUUAAAUCUUUAAAACUACGCAACGGAUUUAAUGCGGUUUUUUUAAUAGAUAGAGUGAUUGAAGAGGAAGGUUUGUUUGUAUAAUAACAUCCAUUAAAUAGUGGAGAAAUCAAUAAUAAAUUACAGUUUCCGAAGUGAAGCGAGGGCGGGUCGCUAGUAAUAGUAUAAAAAAUACCGUCGUCAAGCUAAGCAACACACGUCACAGCCGGAGUCCCGCAAGGCUCCGCCCUCUCCCCGUUACUAUUCAGUUUGUAUAUCAACGAUAUACCCCGGUCUCCGGAGACCCAUCUGGCGCUCUUCGCCGAUGACACCGCCAUCUACUACUCGUGUAGGAAGAAGGCGUUGCUUCAUCGACGACUUCAGACCGCAGCUACCACCAUGGGACAGUGGUUCCGGAAGUGGCGCAUCGACAUUAACCCCACGAAAAGCACAGCGGUGCUCUUCAAAAGGGGUCGCCCUCCGAACACCACGCUGAGCAUCCCUCUCCCGACUAGGCGCGUCAACACCCCCGCCCAUACCGUGGGCCCCGAAGGUCAAAUAUUUAGGCGUCACCCUCGACAGUAGGAUGACAUUCCGCCCCCACAUCAAGACGGUACGCGAUCGUGCCGCCUUCAUCCUAGGACGUCUCUACCCGAUGAUAUGUAGGCGAAGUAAAAUGUCCCUUAGAAAUAAGGUGACACUCUACAAAACUUGCAUACGCCCCGUCAUGACCUAUGCAAGUGUAGUGUUCGCUCACGCGGCCCGCAUACACUUAAAAUCCCUUCAAAUUAUUCAAUCCCGUUUUUGCAGGAUAGCCGUCGGAGCCCCGUGGUUCGUCAGGAACGUCGACCUCCAUGACGACCUGGACUUAGAGUCCAUCAGUAAGUAUCUUCAGUCGGCGUCCAUGCGCCACUUCGAUAAAGCGGCACGACACGAGAACCCUCUCAUCGUGGCCGCCGGUAACUACAUUCCCGAUCCUGCGGACAGAAUGGAAAGCAGUCGACGUCGCCCUAAACACGUCAUCUCGGAUCCUCCUGAUCCACUAACGGUGCUUUUAGGUACUUCAAGCACCGGUCACCGUUCUCGUCGAACCCGUCGCUUGCGACGAAGGGCUCGACGAGUAAAUUAACUCUCAGACACAGCCCACUGAGUUUCUCGCCGGAUCUUCUCAGUGGGUCGCGUUUCCGAUCCGGUGGUAGAUUCUGCGAAGCACGACUCUUGCUAGGGUUCGUGUUAGCAACAUCGUCAGGUUUGAGCCCCGUGAGCUCACCUACUAAAGUUAGGGUUACGCUGAAAUAGCCGCUAGGGCUAUCAGCUUAGGUAGGAAAAAAAAAAAAAAAAAAAAAACUAAGCAACAAUCAGAAUGCAUGAUGUGGUUCUUUAUUGUGUGCCACGUCUAAUCUAUGGUCGGCGCAUCGAUCGUUUUAGCCUCAAAUGACGUCACACCUAAAGAAGUACGUUCAGUCGAAUUUCGUAUGCACGGCAAAGAAAAAUAUUAGUUGUAAAGUGAACAGGAUAACAGAAUUAGUUUUAGCUUGGCAGUUUCAAUGUUGUUGUUGACAACUUGCGUCUAUGCAAACUGACCUUGAGGAUGUCCUUAGUGUUAGAUUCAGGUUUUUGUCGGAUUAUUUCAUGAUAAAGAUAAGCAGUAGUCGUGGUUUCACUUCAAAGGGAACUUUCACUUUCAAUAUGAAGCGUGACGAAGGGAGAUGGCAGAUAUUCCUCGCGUCAAUUAAUUUCUAAAUGGUUAGGUACGUAACGCAAAAAUUUGCCAAAUUUAAGAAUUAUCUAGAGAACUUACGGAAGCUGUUAAGUUAAAUUUGGCAUUCAUUUCCGUUUGUGGUUUCGGUUCAGAAGCACUGUUGAUAUGGUCAUUGCGACCGAGUAUCGCAGUUUCGCUUAUCUAUCGACAAAACACAAUGAGUUUCUUGCCGGAUUUACACAGUGGGUCGUACGUUUCUUGCAUAGAAUGUUGAGAACACUUUUAUGAAAAGCGUUUUAAGUAAUCGUGUGAUUUUUGCUGAUUCUGCGUAAUACUGGUGGUAGGACUUCUUGUGAGUCCGCGCGGGUAGGUACCACCGCCCUGCCUAUUUCUGCCGUGAAGCAGUAAUGCGUUUCGGUCUAAAGGGUAGGGCCACCAUUGUAACUAUACUGAGAUCUUAGAACUUAUAUCUCAAGGUGGGUGGCGCAUUUACGUUGUAGAUGCCUAUGGGCUCCAGUAACCACUUAACACCAGGUGGUCUAUGAGCUCGUCCAACCAUCAAAGCAAUAAAAAAAAAUUAUUAUUUUAAUUUUUGUUAGGGCUUGUUGUGAGUCCGCACGGGUAGGAACUAUCGCCAUUCUUAUUUCUGUCGUGAAAAGGGUUUCGGUUUGAAGGGUGGGGCAGCCGUUGUACUAUAAAACUGAGACUUAAAAGGUCAUUUCUCAAGUUGGGUGCCGGGAUUUAAGUUGUUGAUAUCUAUGGGCUCCGGUAACCAAUUAACACCAGGCUGGCCGUGAGAUCGUCAACCCGUCUAUGCUAUAAUUAACUAGCUGACCCGGCAGACUUCGUAGUUCCUCAAUCGAUAAAUAAAAGACCUAAGCUUUUGUAUAAAAUAAACUGAAAACAAACAAAAGGAAUCCGUCCGACGGGGGACACAUCAAAGGAAAAACAAAAUUGUUAUUUUUAUUUAAUUCCAAGCAUUAUCUUAAUUAUCUACCUUUUAAACCUUCUCUGGACUUCCACAAAUAAUUCAAGACCAAAAUUAGCCAAAUCGGUCCAGUCGUUCUCGAGUUUUAGCGAGACUAACGAACGGCAAUUCAUUUUUAUUUAUAUAGAUAGAUUAAAAAUAAAUAGUACAAUUAUUAAGAUCGUUGAGCUUAGAAAGAAAAUUGGGUCGUAGUAAGCUGAACAAAUCACUUAAGAGGAAAUUCGAGUAUCCAGUUAAUAAAGGGUUUUUUUGCUGAGGAAAGACCCCUAUGAAUAUCGUACCGGCCAAAGAAUUGAAGUAAGAAAAUAGAUUAAAAACUUCGGCUUAUUGUAUUCCUGUGAUACCUUCUCGACCGACCUAUCAAAUCGGUAUGUAUACUCGGCGGUAGUAAUAGGGUGAAUUGCGGUACCUAUGUUUUAUCCUUGCUCGAUUUUUAUUAGUCAAUGUUAGUUCUUCAUCGUGGAAGUAUUUCGUAUAUUAAGUACGUAUUUCAUUAGACAUCCCACUGAGUUUCUCGCCGGAUCUUCUCAGUGGGUCGCGUUUCCGAUCCGGUCGUAGAUUCUGCGAAGCACUGCUCUUGCUAGGGCCAGUGUUAGCAACAUUCCGGCUUGAGCCCCGUGAGCUCACCUACACAUUAGGGCUAAGCUGAAAUAGCCUCUCAAGGCUAUCAGCAUAGGCAGGAAAAAAUUAGACAAACAGGAGUCAGCAGAGAGUUUUAUUGAGCGUCUUAUCCUUUUGGCCACGAAGAAUUUGAAUAUAAGUUACGAAAAAAAGCAUUAAUGUCCGAAUUACAUACAGAAAGUAUUGUGUACAGAUGCUCUCAAUAAUGGCAUUUCAUAUCGGGUAUGAAUUACGGGCUAUAUAGAUGGUUCGUACGAAGAAAGCCGAAAUACGUAUUUCCUCUCAUAAAAAGAAUAAUAAUAAUUAAGGUUUGAUUAUGAAUAAAAUGUUUAAGGACAAUAAAAUUGUAUAUUUUUCUAUAUGAAAAUAAAAGAUUGUUUUUUUUUUAGAUAAGUAAACAUUUUUAAAAAAAGUGUAUACUUGAACUGUGAUGUUAAAUGUAUGGAAAUAUUUAAAUUGUUUUAUCGUUACGACAUUGCAAAAUAAAUGUUUAUAAUAUAUUUUAUAA